ACAUACAUACACACCGCAGACGCUGUACAACGAAACGAACGACGACGACGACGACGUGAUUUCCCUCGCGCGUUCGCUCGCUCGCUUUCAUCUCAAAUCCCAAUACGCAGGAGAAUCAAUUUAUAGCAUCUCCCCAUCUAUCCAUCGUACCGCGAUGCGAGCGAGCGAGCGAGGCUGAAUCUCUCGCUCAUGAACUCUCCCCUCUCUGCAUCCUACAUACAUACAUACAUACAUACAUACAUACAUACAUACAUACAUACAUACAUACAUACAUACAUACAUGCAUCCGUACAUCCAUACACCCAUACGUAUGGUAACUAUAACAAUGGUUCGAUACCUACGUCCAAUCUCCGUCGUCGUGGGUAUCGCGAACCAACCAACGAACCCAGAAAGGAUACACCUUCGAACCCAUGUCAUGUAAUCCAAUUUGGGGCCAUGAUCAUCCUUUCUCACCUUAACACCCAGCCAUACCAAUACGUCCCUCCAUCCCUACGUUCUACACACAAACUCACAAAUGCAGUCUCAGGGCGAAGUUCGAACCCACGGGGCCCGGGGCGUAAGUACCUGUAAACGUUUCGGACUACAUGAUUGAUUGCCACAGCCGUCCGUCGUCGUCGUUGUCGUCAUGCAGGGCUGCAUGAUGGAUGGACGUGUGGUU
This is a messenger RNA of Aaosphaeria arxii CBS 175.79, 658 nucleotides long. RefSeq lists its product as uncharacterized. The transcript has a single exon. The record is from RefSeq and is a predicted model, not a curated record. The coding region runs from base 190 to 570 and encodes 126 amino acids. Lineage: Eukaryota; Fungi; Ascomycota; Dothideomycetes; Pleosporales.